Molecule: messenger RNA, 1794 nt
Organism: Physcomitrium patens
Lineage: Eukaryota; Viridiplantae; Streptophyta; Bryopsida; Funariales; Funariaceae
Product: protein LATERAL ORGAN BOUNDARIES
Source: RefSeq, a predicted model, not a curated record
UUAUGGGAUUUCCUCCCUUCUGCUGCUCCUGCUCCUGCUCCUGCUGAUGGGUUCUGGUGCUAGCUAAUGUCGGUUACGAGUCUUUUGGGAUGGGAAAGAUGAUGAUGAUGGUGGUGGUGGCGGUGGUUAUUCUUGGUGGUCACUGGAGAAAGGAUCUGAUGAGUUCCUUGAGCCCGAUUGCUUCCGCGAUUCCGAUACACUUGAGAAUCACCUGAAGAAAAGAGUUUGUGGGGUCCAUUGUGUUUCUCUGAUGUUCUGACCUUGAAUUCUAUCGCGUCCCCGAGCGUUGUGAGGUAUUGCUUGUAAUUCUGGAUCACGAGUUUUCGCUUGGCACAGACUGGGACUGUCGCUGCUCUUGGGGUUAACUGUGUAUAGAGACAGGGCACAACCGUACGGAAAGCCUUGUGUGACUGUUCGUGUUGAUAGCUGGAAUUCGAGAGUUACGUUGAAGUCGUUUGGAAGAUCGAGAAUACUAGGCUUUUCGUGUAGGAUGAAUUAAAGAGCCUGUCAUUUUUUAUUUGGUAGAUGUAUAUUUUUUGGGAGGUGGUCAGGGCGAGCGGUGAAUGGUAUUCUUGUUUAUUAAGUUUGGGAUCUGGUAGCCAGGAAUGGCGUCUUCCUCGAGUUUUCCGUGCGCUGCAUGCAAGUUUUUGAGGAGAAAAUGCACGGAAGAAUGUGUUUUUGCGCCCUACUUCCCGCCCGACCAGCCGCACAAGUUCGCCAAUGUUCACAAGAUAUUUGGAGCAAGCAAUAUUACAAAGCUUCUGAACGAACUUCCAACGCAUCGAAGGGAGGAUGCGGUGAAUUCUCUUGCGUACGAGUCAGACGCACGGGUGAAAGAUCCCGUAUACGGAUGCGUGGGCGCUAUAUCAGUGUUGCAAAGGCAGGUCGCGCAGUUGCAGACUGAGCUAUCUAUCGCUCAUUCAGACUUGGCGAGGUAUACAGGGGGAGCAUCAUCGUCCUUAGGAAUAGGCACAGGUCUUCUUCCAGGACAGGUCUACCGGGAGCACAUGUUAACGAGAGAACAGUUGAUGGAUCUCGCAAGAGGAGAUCCCUCACAUCUUUCUAGAGAGCAUCUCAUGGAACUAGCAAGGGCUGGAGUAAACUCGUAUGAAGCUCUUCAGGCUCUUGGCCUUUCCGGAGCGCUAGGACCGCUCGGACCAUUUCCGUCUAGUUCUAGACUUGUAGGGGAGAGCGCGAAUAGGAGCGGAGGUGGAGGUGGAGGCGGAAGCGGAGCUAGUGGCAGCACCAUUGGAGGCCAAAUCCCUUCACCACAAUGGACACGAGGGGCCGUGCCGAGAGAGCCAUGCGAUGAAUAGAAGAUUUAGAUGAAUUCUACCGAUGAGGAUUUUGAGGCUCUAGGUGUCUCGGAAGGAAGUAGCACAAACAGCAAUUGCUGGCUACGAAUUCGACAGCAUCCAGUUUUGACGAUGUCAAGUGAUGAGGAUCAUCUUCAACGUCUACCCAGAUCUCUUCUCUGGAAUCUCACAGUUUGUUGAUAGGGGCGUCAAUAGAUCAUGCAAAGCCAGUCCUUCAGCUGGCAGAUACAAACUGGACUAUUUUCGUUUCCUAAAACCGAGUAAGACGAUUAUCAUUUGGUUUGGGAAAUCUCUCAAAUCAGAUUCUGUCUUGUAGUUUUUGCGAAGGAAAACUCCCACGACGUCGUCUGCAGUAACAUUUUAUGUUCAUUCGAAUGUACUUUUGAUUCUGGCACUCUCUUAGUUGGAUACUUGUACCCACACAUUAUCUAGCCUGGGAGUUUCAUUAAUGGUCACUGAGUGAAUAAGUUUCAAUGUG